AUGAAUAUAUUGUUCCUUCUUUUUAUAAGCACUUACAAAGAUAUUGAUCAGAGUUGCUAUUCAGACGAUGGUAAAACACUAAAUAAAGUCACAGAUCAAUCUCCAUAUCUAAGAAUUUCUGCAAAAUGUGAAACAAUUGGUUACGAAUGCUUUUGUGAAUUAAAAUCAUUAAUAGGCUUUUCGUUUGAAGAAAAUCCAAACUUAAAAACAGUUGGAAUGCGCAGUUUUUAUGGCUGUAAACAACUGUCAUUUAUCAAUUUAUCAACAUGCAGUAAACUUACAGAUAUUGGUUGGUGGGCUUUUCGAAACUGCAAAAAUGUAAGUGAAAUUCUACUUCCAAAAGGCCUUUUAAAGAUAGAAAUUGGUGCUUUUUCGUAUAAUAUAUUAGUAACUAAUAUUACAAUUCCUGUCUCUGUUCGCAGUAUAGAUUCAUUAGCAUUCAAAGGUUGUAGUAACUUAGAACAUGUAUUUUUUGAAGAAGAAUCAAAUUUAAAAUCCAUCGGAGAUAGUUCUUUUGUAGGAACUGCAAUUACAUCUUUUCAAAUUCUAGAAAAUGUGGAAACAAUUAAUGGAGCAGCAUUUAAUUAUGAAAAAUUAACAAAUCUAACAAUACAUCCUAAAAAUAAGUAUUUAAUAAUUGAAAAUCACUGUAUUUAUUCAAGCAACAGAAAAACUUUAUUUGCAAUAUUUAAUAAAUCCAUCGAAUCUUUUGAUGUUCCUAACUAUGUUACAACUUUAGGAGAAAGUUGUUUUUCUGGUAAAUCAAUUACUUCAAUAACAAUUCCAGAUUCUGUUACAAAAUUUGGUUAUUGCUGUUUUGAAUAUUUAAACAUAACUACUAUCGAACUUCCCGAUUCAAUUAAAGAGAUUAGCUAUAGUUGUUUCCAAUCUUCAACUUUAACUACAAUAACUAUUCCAGAAAGUGUAACAUCGAUUGAGGAUCGGGCUUUUUAUAAUUGUAGAAAUUUGAAAAAUGUUACAAUUUUGGGUCCCAUUAGUAACUUUGGAAUUUCGAUAUUUCCUGGAUGUUAUUAUCUUGAACUUGUUAAUUUCCCAAAUUUUCCAACAUGUGUAAAUAGUAUUUCUAUAU
Trichomonas vaginalis G3 is the source of this 1090-nucleotide messenger RNA. Its product is annotated as ribonuclease inhibitor domain-containing protein. The transcript has a single exon. The record is from RefSeq and is a predicted model, not a curated record. The annotation marks the transcript as partial. NCBI's taxonomy places the organism in Eukaryota, Parabasalia, Trichomonadida, Trichomonadidae.